Messenger RNA from Rhineura floridana, 3987 nucleotides. It is a transcript of the gene NPR2, whose product is annotated as natriuretic peptide receptor 2. Gene Ontology annotation, biological process: protein phosphorylation; intracellular signal transduction; receptor guanylyl cyclase signaling pathway. Bases 199 to 3426 code for a protein of 1075 amino acids. The transcript has 22 exons. Gene Ontology annotation, molecular function: guanylate cyclase activity; natriuretic peptide receptor activity; ATP binding. The record is from RefSeq and is a predicted model, not a curated record. Lineage: Eukaryota; Metazoa; Chordata; Lepidosauria; Squamata; Rhineuridae. Gene Ontology annotation, cellular component: membrane.
AGGGAGGCGCAGGGUGGGUGGCUGGGCUGGGGCUGGCGCUGAGGGGGCGGCCUCUCCUGGGGAGCGCAGGACAGUCCGCCGCCCUACAGUAGGGCAGCGGCGGCGGCAGCAAGGCGAUCGAGAUAGCGGAGAGCCGAGACGGAGACCCGGGAGCCACCCAGAAGUCGAGCGGAGCAGAUCCGAAAAUCGCCCCGCUCCAUGGCCUCUCCACCGCCGCUGCUGGUUGCCGUCGCCGCCGCUGCCGCCUUGGCCCUGUCGCUGUCGGCCGCCUCGCCUGGCCUCGAGGGAGCCAACGGUAGUGCAGCCACGACGGUGGUGACGGUGGGCCUGGUGCUACCUGAGCACAACCCCAGCUACCCUUGGGCCUUGCCGCGAGUGGGUCCCGCCGUAGACCUGGCCCUCGAAGCGCUGGAGCCGGCGCUGCGAGCCGCAGGGCUGUCCACGCGCACCGUGUUCGCCACGUCGGAGCUGAACGGCGCCUGCUCGGAGUCGGUGGCGCCGCUCAAAGCCGUGGACCUGAAGCUCUACAACGACCCGGACGUGCUGCUGGGCCCCGGCUGCGUCUACCCGGCCGCCUCGGUGGGGCGCUUCGCCUCGCACUGGCGCCUGCCGCUGCUCACGGCCGGCGCCGUCGCCUCGGACUUCAGUCACAAGGAGGAGCACUUCAGCACGCUGGUCCGCACCGGUCCCACCGCGCCCAAGCUCGGCGCCUUCGUGGCCCACCUGCACGAGCGCUUCAACUGGAGCUCCCGCGCCGCCCUUCUCUACGUGGAUCGCAAGACCGACGACCGGCCCUUCUACUUCACCAUCGAGGGCGUCUACGAGGAGCUCCGCCACGCCGGCCUCACCGUGGGCUACCACAUCUACGCGCCCCGCGACAACGGCAGCACGGGCGGCGGCGACGACGACGGAGGCGGCCCGGACACGGCCGUCCAGUUCAUCAAGGCCAACGGGCGAGUCAUCUACAUCUGUGGCCCGCUGGAGAUGUUGCACCAAGUCAUGCGCCUGGCCCAUUACGAGAGCAUGACCAGUGGCGACUAUGUCUUCUUCUACGUGGACGUCUUUGGAGAAAGCCUGCGGGCUGAGGGGAACCGGGAGGUUGGCAAGCCCUGGCAGAGCAAGGAGGGCCAGGAUCCAGGAGGCCUACGGGAGGCCUUCCGGACAGUGCUGGUGAUCACCUAUCAUGAGCCGCAAAACCCGGAGUACCAGAUUUUCCAGAGCCAGUUGAUCCUGAGAGCCCGGAGGGAGUUCAACGUGGAGCUCAAUGACUCACUGAAAAACCUUGUGGCCGGCUGCUUCCAUGAUGGGCUGCUGCUCUAUGCCAUGGCUCUGAACGAGACGCUCCAAGAAGGGGGAAGCAAGCGCAACACGAGCCGCAUCCUGGAGAAGAUGAAGGGGCGGACCUUCCAGGGUGUCACUGGGACUGUGAGCAUGGAUGAUAACAAUGACCGCAACCCAGAUUUCAACCUGUGGGCCAUGGCUGACGUGGCGAGUGGCAAGUACCAGGUGGUGGGACACUAUGUGGGCUCAGAGAAGGAGAUGGACUGGCUGGGGCCCAUCCACUGGCUGAAGGGGGCGCCGCCGCUGGACAGCCCACCCUGUUUUGACGUGGACGACCCCUCCUGUGACAAAAGUCCACUCAACACGCUGGCCAUUGUGGCCCUGGGUGCUGGCCUGACCUUCCUCAUGUUUGGCAUUUCCAGCUUCCUGAUCUUCAGGAAGCUGAUGUUGGAGAAGGAGCUGGCCAGCAUGCUGUGGCGGAUCCGCUGGGAGGAGCUUCAGUUUGGGAGCUCCGAGCGCUACUACAAGGGGGCAGGCAGCCGCCUCACCCUCUCCCUGCGUGGGUCCAGUUAUGGCUCUCUGAUGACGGCACACGGCAAAUACCAGAUUUUUGCCAACACUGGACUCUUCAAGGGAAACGUGGUGGCCGUCAAGCACGUCAACAAGAAGCGGAUUGAGCUGACGAGGCAGGUCCUCUUCGAACUGAAACACAUGCGGGACAUCCAGUUCAACCACUUAACACGGUUCAUUGGGGCCUGCAUUGACCCACCCAACAUCUGCAUCGUGACCGAGUAUUGCCCCCGUGGCAGCUUACAGGACAUCCUGGAGAAUGAGAGCAUCAACUUGGAUUGGAUGUUCCGCUAUUCGCUCAUCAAUGACAUUGUCAAGGGCAUGGCUUUCCUGCACAACAGCAUCAUCGCCUAUCACGGCAGCCUCAAGUCCUCCAACUGCGUGGUCGACAGCCGCUUCGUCCUCAAGAUCACGGAUUACGGCCUGGCCAGCUUCCGGCAAAGCAGCGAGAGUGAGGGCAACCACGCCCUAUAUGCUAAGAAGCUGUGGACGGCCCCGGAGGUGCUGCAGAAGGGCCACCUGACUCUCUCCCCACUGGCCAUGCAGAAGGCAGACGCUUACAGCUUCGGCAUCAUUCUCCAGGAGAUUGCGCUGCGCAAUGGGGCCUUCUAUAUUGAGGGCAUGGACCUCAGUCCCAAAGAGAUUGUGCAGAAGGUACGCAACAGCCAGAGGCCAUAUUUCCGACCCACUAUCGACACGCGGCUGCACAGCGAGGAGUUGGCCAUCCUGAUGGAGCGCUGCUGGGCCCAGGAGCAGGUGGAACGCCCAGACUUCACACAGAUCAAGAUCUUCAUCCGACGGUUCAACAAGGAAGGCAGCACCAGCAUCCUGGACAACUUGCUCUCGCGCAUGGAGCAGUAUGCCAACAACCUGGAGAAGCUGGUGGAGGAGCGCACCCAGGCCUACCUGGAGGAGAAGCGCAAGGCUGAGAACCUGCUCUACCAGAUCCUUCCCCACUCAGUGGCCGAGCAGCUGAAGCGUGGCGAGACAGUGCAGGCCGAAGCCUUUGACUGCGUCACCAUCUACUUCAGCGACAUCGUGGGCUUCACCUCCUUGUCAGCUGAGAGCACCCCUAUGCAGGUGGUGACCCUGCUCAAUGACCUCUACACCUGCUUUGAUGCUAUCAUUGACAACUUUGAUGUCUACAAGGUGGAGACGAUUGGCGAUGCCUACAUGGUGGUGUCAGGUUUGCCAGUACGGAACGGCAAGCUGCAUGCCCACGAGAUUGUCCGCAUGGCCCUCGCCCUCCUUGAGGCAGUGAAAACAUUCCGCAUCCGGCACCGGCCCACCGAGCAGCUGCGCCUGCGCAUUGGCAUCCACUCUGGGCCAGUGUGUGCAGGCGUCGUGGGCCUCAAGAUGCCACGCUACUGCCUCUUUGGGGACACGGUCAACACUGCGUCGCGCAUGGAGUCCAGUGGAGAGGCCUUGAAGAUCCAUGUGUCCACCACCACCAAGGAAAUCCUGGAUGAGUUUGGCUGCUUUGAGCUAGAUCUGAGGGGAGAUGUGGAGAUGAAGGGGAAGGGGAAGCUCCGGACCUACUGGCUGCUGGGCGAGAAGAACGACGUUGUCAUCUGAUGUGGCUCCUCCCCCUCCUGUGACUCCUCCCACUGUGGCAACAGGGCAGCCGUUCCUCCCACCUCCAAGAACCUCACUGUGCCAUCGAGCAAUGAGAGACAGAGAUUGGGGGGGGGGGGAGAGACAGAGGAAGAACCACUUGGAGCAAUAAUGUAGCCCAGUAACGAGAGAAAGAGGUGUGUGUGUGUGUUGGGGGGGGAUUGGACCGGCAGAGGCAGUAGGAUGCCCUCUCAGGAGAGGCCCUCGCAUGGCCUGUGCUGCGGUGUGCUGAAGCGCAGGGCUGCGUCUUGCUGUGCUGGGUCCCCAGUGCGCCCCUCCUGCCCUGACACGGAAGCAGCCCCCGCUCAGGUUGCAAGGGCUGCGCCAGUGCGGGGCCUUCAGGAGCUGCGCGAGAGCAAGGCUGUUCCCAGGCUGUGCGCCCCCCCCCACCUGGCAUCCUGCUCCGCUGCUCAGCCGGCUGAGCCAACCUUCCUAAUCAGCAAUGCAGCUGCUCCCUCCGGGUGUAAAUAGGGACAUACAGUGCAAACUAUUUUGUUGAAAUACAGACUUUUUAACCUGGGA